Neoarthrinium moseri is the source of this 417-nucleotide messenger RNA. RefSeq lists its product as uncharacterized. NCBI's taxonomy places the organism in Eukaryota, Fungi, Ascomycota, Sordariomycetes, Amphisphaeriales, Apiosporaceae. The record is from RefSeq and is a predicted model, not a curated record. The coding region runs from base 1 to 417 and encodes 138 amino acids. The transcript is spliced from 2 exons.
AUGGGCGAUCAAGAUGCCCUCAUAGCUGCAAUGGAAAACAUUGAUGUUGUUAUCUCGCUGGUCGGCCACGAGGGAAUACAGCCACAGUAUGACUUGAUUGAUGCCAUCACACAUACCAAUGUCAAGCUCUUUAUACCAUCCGAUCUAGCUUACCGCAGCGAAGAGCCAGACUUGCGGGUCCGUGUGAGGGAGGCCAAGGAUAAAAUCGAACAAGCGGCCAGAGACGCGGGCAUUCCAACAACUGUUAUCCUUCCAGGAAACCUCGUCGAGUCAUCGGUUGCCGUCGGGCGCGAGUCACCCAUGAUGCAAUUCUCUGAGGCUUUCGGCAUCGACCCGUGGCUGGUUUCAGGCUGCCUAGCAGCCAUUUCUCUAGAAACAGACCAAAAUUCCCAGGAGAGUCCGCGAGAAAAUAAAUAG